AUGACCUCAACCCUGUUUUUUUCCUUCCUUCUUUGGAGGCUGAGGAUGGACAGACAAUGAAUUGGGUCUCUGUCCUAGCUCGGGCUCAGCUGGGCAGUGACUAUGAUGCCAUUGUGCUCUCUGGGGACGGCUGCUGUCUUAGUCUGGAAGCGCCACAGAAACCUGUUCAGCUUCAUGGCCACUGACAGACAGGUGGUGGCUGCGUGCCAGGCAUCAUCUUCAAAAGACGCUGAUGCUUGGUAUUCCCAUCCGGCCUAUGCAAGAUACUGGCAGCAUUAUCAUCAGGCAAUGGCUUGGAUGCGAAGCCACCAUGAGGCCUACAGGAAGGCCAUGGAAUCCUAUGUGAAUUCUCUGUGGUAUCUCCCCACUGCGGUUCACCCCUAUAGCGGUUAUGGUAACCAGGGUGAGUACCCUCAGUCCUUUUACAACCAUCCCUCAGCGCCCCAGGAUGCCCACAGCACACAGCCGCAUUCUAGAGGAUCUGGGCAGCCUUCACCUGCCAGCCUUUGGGGUCAGUUCUCCACCAGAGAAGAAGAGCCAGCUUUGUUAUCGUCAGAGGAGGAGACAGAGAGUGAGUCCGAUGGGGGAAUCGAAUGCGACUUGAGCAACAUGGAGAUCACUGAGGAGCUGCGCCAAUACUUUGCGGAGACUGAGAGGCACAGAGAGGAACGACGGCGGCAGCAGCAGCUGGACGCUGAACGCCUGGGUGACUAUGUGAAUGCUGACCACGACCUGUACUACAACACCCACCGGUCAGUGGAGGCUCCAUCCGAGAGACCCAACGAGAGGCGUGCAAUCGAGAUGAAGCGCCUGUAUGGGGACGGCGCUGCCAAAAUCCAGGCCAUGGAAGCCGCAGUGCAGCUAAACUUUAACAAGCACUGCGAUCGCAAGCGGCCCAAGUAUUGGCCGGUUAUCCCCCUGAAGUUCUGA
Chrysochloris asiatica (Cape golden mole) is the source of this 930-nucleotide messenger RNA. RefSeq names its product gem (nuclear organelle) associated protein 8 (gene GEMIN8). Gene Ontology annotation, biological process: spliceosomal snRNP assembly. The record is from RefSeq and is a predicted model, not a curated record. Gene Ontology annotation, cellular component: SMN complex. The transcript is spliced from 4 exons. Lineage: Eukaryota; Metazoa; Chordata; Mammalia; Afrosoricida; Chrysochloridae.